GAGAGAGAGAGGCUGGGCGAAGGGGACAGACCUCACGUCAAGCUCACAUGAACCUCAGCAUCGUCGUCCAUGCGCCGCAUCGCUUUCAGCUGCACGCAGCUGGACAAAGAUCCCUUUUUGGAAAGACACGUGUAUGAAUCAGAUACUUUUCUCCACCUGAUACGGACAAACAGAAAUUCCUGCAACGUGAUGAAGUGCAGCAUGAGGAAGAUGGACUUCAACGUCGCGCCGCUGAUGAUCUCCUCGCCGGUCGUCCACUGAGAUCUCCGCGAUGAGAGGACACGUCGUCCGUCUUCUUCUCUUCUUGUGCGCCGUCCCGGUCGCCUCGCAACAUCUGGCUGGACUUCCUCCAUCCAAACGUAGCACCGGACUGGCCGUGACUCACCGGAAGAGCGCUCGGACCCGCGGAGAGGGCUCCGCCGCGCUCGAGUUCGGCUCCGUCUCCGAAACGGGUCAGGAGAGGCCUCGGCCGGUCGAAUCGGACCACGACAAUCUGCAAGAAAGCAGGAGGCCGCGUGCUCGCCGGAAGAGGAGCUGGCUGUGGAACCAGUUCUUCGUCAUAGAGGAGUACCGAGGACCCGAACCUGUACUUAUCGGACGGCUCCACACGGACACGGACCGAGGGGACGGACACACCGAGUACACGCUGGAGGGCGAAGGAGCGGGCUCGGUGUUCGUCAUCGACGGCAACACGGGCAACAUCCACGUCACCAAGUCUCUGGACCGCGAGGAGAAGGACCAGUACCGCCUGACCGCCGCCGCCACCGACCGCCUGACGGGCCGCGCCCUGGAGCCGUCCUCGCAGUUCAUCAUCCGCGUGCAAGACAUCAACGACAACCCGCCCGUCUUCCCCGGCGAGCCCUACGUCGCCACCGUGCCCGAGAUGGCCAACAUAGGCACGUCCGUCAUCCGAGUGACGGCCCGGGACGCCGACGACCCCUCGUACGGGAGCAGCGCCCAGCUGGUGUACGCGAUCACCGAAGGGCAAGAAUAUUUCUCGGUGGACCCUCAGACAGGCGUCCUGAGGACGGCCGUGCCCAACAUGGACCGAGAGAGUCAGGAAGAGUACGUGGUGGUGCUGCAGGCCAGAGACAUGGGGGGCCACCUGGGGGGCCUGUCGGGGACCACCACGGUCACCGUGAGGCUGAGCGACGUCAACGACAACCCGCCUCACUUUCGACGCAGCGCAUGGUCGUUCUCCGUGUCAGAGCUGGCGGCGCCUGGCGUGGAGGUGGGCCGUCUCACCGCCACCGACGCCGACGUGGGCGACAACGCGCUGCUGGAGUUCACCAUCACGGACGCCGAGGAGGCGCAGACGUUCAACGUCAGCGCCAGGGAGCGAGAAGCCGUCAUUGUGCUGAACAAACUGCUGGACUACGAGACUCGUAAUUCGUACUCGUUCACCGUGGAGGUGGCCAACCCCCUGGUGGACCCCCGCUACCUGAAGAACGGCCCCUUCAAGGACCAGGCCGCGGUGCGGGUCAUGGUCCUGAACGCCGACGAGCCGCCCCGCUUCUCGCGGGCCCGGUACCACCUGGACGUGUCGGAGAACUGCCCGCCCGUCUGCUCGGUGGGCCGCGUGCGCGCCGUGGAUCCCGACACGGGGCAAAGCGGCAACAUCAGGUACUCCAUCGAUCCUCAGUCGGACCCCGAGGCUCUGUUCCGCGUGGCCUCCGACACGGGACUCAUCAGCGCGGUGAUGGAGCUGGACCGCGAGCGGGAGCAGUGGCACAACGUCACGGUCAUCGCCACGCAGAGGGACCACCCCGAUCUUGCGUCGAGGGUGGUGGUCGCCAUAGAAACGCUGGACCAGAACGACAACGCGCCGGAAUUGGACAGGCCAUACAGCACGUCGGUUUGUGACUCCGCCGCUCCGGGACAGGUUGUUCAGGUUCUACGCGCCGUCGACCGUGACCCGGGAGGGCAGGACGCGGCGGUCCACUUCAGCAUCGCGCCCGAGUCCAGCGCCGCGCUCAACCUCUCCAUCAGGGACAGCGGCGGUGUGACGGCCAGCCUGGUGCUGCAGUCGUCCUUGGAGCCGGCGCCGGGCUACUCGUCGUCCUUCGUCAGCCUCUACGUGCCCGUGGUGCUGCGAGACGGCGCCUCGGGCCUGGCCAACACGGCCACGGUCACCGUGACCGUCUGCCCGUGCCUGAGGGGCGGCAUGCGCACCGAGGAGCGGAGCCCCCGGACGCGGGGCCGGCGUUGGGAGCGCCGCGCCGUGUGCCGCCCGGCGCCGUCCGCCUCGCCCUCGGUGGUCUUCACCCUCCUCAUUUUAAUGGCGGCGCUGGCCUGCGUCACCACUCUGCUGGUGGUGUGCGCGCUGUCCCUGUCACUGCGGCGUCAGAAGCGGGACCCCCGCUCAUCCUCGGAGGACGACGACAUCCGGGAGAACAUCAUCUCCUAUGACGACGAGGGGGGAGGGGAGGCGGACACGGCCGCCUUCGACAUGGCGGCGCUGCAGAGCCUGCACGGGAUCCAGAACGUGCACAGGAACAUAUGGUACACACAGCAGAGCGCGCCACCCCCGCGGGCCAGGACGUACAGCGUGACCCGUAACCCUCACCCCGAGCCCGAGCGGCGGCCCGGCUCGGCGCCGCUCUACGGGCGACUCUGCUACGGGGUUCGCACGCUGCCCGUCCUCCGGGACUGCUACUACCAGGCCGGGCCGCUGCAGGCCGGCGUGCAGCCGCCUCUACCGGGCCGGUGCCACGCUGCCCCCGCCCGCGGGAACCUGCCGACGCAGCAGCGCCCUCCCGAGGCCGGGCGAGCGAGCGCGUUAGCGGCGCACACGCUGAGCAGGCUGACGGGCAGGAGCGAAGAUGGAACAAAGAUACACGUUGACGCAGAGAAGCCGGAAAACGUCAAGAUCAACCCAGCGGAGGUCCAGUCCGCGUCAAACAGCGGCCCGGCCAGUCUGAGCUGCUCCGACCCGACCGGUUCUCCCUGCCAGAGUCCCGGCAGCUCGUCGGCCAACCAGACUCUGAUCAGCACCGGCGCCACAAGCUGCACCGCCGAGGACGCCGACACCGACUGGUCGCAACCCUCCGUCUCCGAGCGAAGUUACCCCAAUGCCAAGCUCCCUGUUUUCCCCGUGACGGACACCUACAGCAUCGUGGGAUCGCUGAACGGAACCACGACCACGGGGACUCUACCCUGCGCCAGGACAACACCCGGCAACCAUCAACCCUUGCGAAUGGAGGACCUGCUCAACUUCCGUCUCAACCGGGUGACGUCCGACCCGUCGCAGCCGCCCUACGACUCGCUGCAGACUUACGAGUUCGAGGGCCGCGACUCACGGGCCGAGUCGCUGAGCUCACUCGGGAGCGAGGACGGAAAGGACGAUAGCGGAAAGGACCGUGCCCCGACGGCGGGAGGCGUGGAGGAGCUCAACGUCAAGUUCCAGCGGCUGGUGGAGCUCAUCAGGGAGAGGAAGUGCAGGAAGGAGCGAGAGGCCAGCGAGGCUCCCGCCCAGACCAGCCAGGUCCAAGCCACUCCUUCCCAGACCGGCCAGGUCCGAGAGAAGGUAGUGCAGAGGUGGGACUUCUAAGGGGAGGGAGGCUAGUCCCUCCCCUCAGGCUAGUCCCACAGGGAGGAAGACCCAAGACACGUUGGAGGGACUGAGGGCCUGAUUUAAAAAGAUCCCAAAUAGCGGGCGCUAAAUUCUGUGUUCACUCGCUGAAUCGACUAAGAGGUGUAACGGUGUAUUUCAAAUCGGCUUUUGCGCUUUGGGUAGCGCUGAUGGCUUGUGCAAAAUGAAGUUUGAAGUGAUGCAAUUGGAAGUGUUCGUGGCAAACAAACAUAUCACUUAGUUAGAGACAAGAAACAUGUCGUUCUGAUAACUGUGGAGAAGCUCGCAAACGUAAAAGCCACAUUUUGUUUGCUUUAACGCAUCUCGAGUGCGUGGGAAUCGGAUGUAUCUGCCCGUCCCGCAUAACGCUGCACACGCAGAAAACGACUCUGGGAGAGGCUAGCGGCAAUUGUCACCGUGCUCUGAAAUGACCUCGACCCAAGGAAAGUUUUGUCAUAGGCGAUAUGACAUGACUCCUUCUUGUGACUGGCUUCAUGUCAGCUUUGAGAAAUCACAUUUGCGUGAGUGCCAAAUUCGUCCAUUUGCAUCUGCUCCUCCCAGAAUGCGCAAAAUGACCCAGUUGACAAUUUCGCCCGUUUUGCGGAUGUAACCGCGGGUGAUCAGCUUCCACAUCGGCUGCGUGAGCAAUCGUGUUUGCGCGCGUUUUUGCACGUAGAGAUCUUUAGUAAAUCAGGCCCCGAGUCUCUCGCCGGUGGGGAGGACGAAGAGAGGGAACUCUGCGACAUCGGAUUCUGUAUUUCUCCGGGAUUUCCCGGAAGCGCCGCACGUCGUAUCACGAACACCCCCGCCCGCCGACGCCGUCGUUCCACAUCUGGCGCCGUGAGGCAAAAUGCACGGAAAAUCUUUCACUUGACACAGUGGCUAUUUAAUAAUGCACUUGGGCUUUCAACACCAAAAGCUAUGAAAAAUUCACAUUUAUUGAAAUAUUGAUUUCCACCACAGCCUGAAAUCUGCAUUGUUGGAAAAUGGGCACUCAUUCAAUAUUGAGCAGAAUAUGAUCUUGAGGAGGAAUUGGACUGAUCUGAUUGGAUGUCGCUGCGGACGCCCGAGGUGUAAAACAGUAAAACAACAUCCUGUGCAGACAAAGAACAACCCGAGUGCGACUGUUUAGUUUUUUGUUCACGAGUCGUCAGUCGGUUGCCGGGAAACGAGGAUUGGGAUGGCGAGGGCGCGCUGUUUUCGCCGAUCAUUUGCGCAGUGGAACUUGUAACUUCCCCGACGAAAUACACCUCCUUACCUCUCUACCAUCCAAAUUCCUUCCUUCCUGUCUUCCUAACUAGCUACCUUUUGUCCUACCAACCCACCUUCCUAACUGCCUACCUAUUUUUCAACCUACCUGCCUUCUUCCCUACCUUCCUCCAGUCUUUCCUACCAACCUACCUUUCUACUUACUUUCUUUCAACCUUCCCUCCUACCUACCGUCUUUUCCUACCACGCUACCUACCAACCCCUCCUUCCUAACUACCUACCAUCCUUACUUCCUUUUGACCAACCUACCUCCUUUCCGUCCAUUCUUCCUACCCACGACCCUACCAACCUUCCCGCCCUCCUACCGACCUACCUAGAUACCUUCAUUCCUUCCUUCCUCCCUACCUUCCUAGAUGUCUUCCUUCCUAACCACCUACUUUCCUUCCUUCGUUCCUUCCUUUCUGCCUACCUACCUAGUUGCCUUCAUUCCUAACUACCUACUUUCCUUCUGUCCUACCUUCCUAUAUACCUUGCAACCUUCCUGCUUAUCUUCAUUCUUUCCUACCUUCCCUCUUAGCAACUUACGUACCUUCCUUCCUUCCUUCUUUUCUACCGACAGUGGAUUAAACAAAAGAAUAAUAAUAAAGUCUAAACACCCUUCCUUGUUCAAACUGCAGGUUUCUGUGAUAUCCCAAAAUGUGACCGAGAUGAAGCAAUUCAAAACUGAACAUUAACAUGACGUGUACACCUCAGUGGAUUCAUUAUUAUUGUUAUUAUUUCCAAUAUCCACCGUAGCUACUUCUUCACACCCUUUUUGUUCAGGCCGCUCCCUCUUUUGAAACAAGUGUCGCCGCAAGAGUUAACGCCGAGAAACUGUACGAAAUGAGCUCUGGCUUCUCAGACCGAAUGGCCGUGUCCCUUUAAUGAGUUCCCACAACAGCAAAAAAAAAAAAAAACUUUAAGAUGUGUGACUCAUUUCUGCAGCUGUUUUGGAGAAAAAGUGUGAGGAUAAAAGCUUACGUUCUAACAGCGCGCUUCAAAUGUCAUUAUUCUUCCCCCUCCGCAAAGCCACUUGAGCGUCUCUCAAUCAAGCGUCCAUCCCCCCCCCCACCCCAACCCGCCCCUCCCCCCCCCUUACGAAAGCCGAGCUAAUUUCAGAGGCGAGCUCUCGAAAGGAAAGAUGAGGCGGGGAGGUGAUAGAAAGAAAAUAAA
Molecule: messenger RNA, 5992 nt
Organism: Phycodurus eques (leafy seadragon)
Lineage: Eukaryota; Metazoa; Chordata; Actinopteri; Syngnathiformes; Syngnathidae
Gene: cdh24a
Product: cadherin-24
Exons: 14
Coding region: 272-3550 (1092 amino acids)
Biological process (GO): homophilic cell-cell adhesion; calcium-dependent cell-cell adhesion; multicellular organism development
Cellular component (GO): plasma membrane; adherens junction; catenin complex
Molecular function (GO): calcium ion binding; cadherin binding
Source: RefSeq, a predicted model, not a curated record